AUGCAUUAUUUCCUCGUCAUUUGUUCGAUAGUUUCGCUCAAACGGAUCGCAGCAAUCGACUCUAAUCACAGCCUGCUGCUCCAAGAGGUCCCCAUAGGCAGCGACGCCAUAUUGCCCUGCACGAGCAACACCGACAACUAUCUAUUCCAACAAUGGAUAUUAGAUAAUAAUUCGUCCAUCGGCCCGACCAACAAUUCCAAAUUCGACGUCGGAAAAUUCGAUUACGAAGUUUUAUCGGGGAAUUUGCUAAUUCGGGCCGUAUCGAAGGAUGACGAGGGGAUUUACAGGUGCGUCUCCAGGUCCGUCCGAGGGGGAGACACUAAAAUGGAUAAAGUGCGAAUGGUGGUUUUGGAGGACUGGGAAGAAGUAUACGAGCACGACACUAAAGUAAACAUGUUUCGGAUUUUACUCAUUCUCAUCACGCUCGUUUUAAUAGCAAUGGGAAUUUACUUUUUGUACACCAUUUGGAAAGACAGAUAUAGGUAUCCUACUUAUUUAGAACAAGACGACGAUGAGGAAGAUACGGAGGAAUUAUUCAACAAUCCCGGUACGUCGGGAAUUAGUAGCGAAGUAGAAUCGUCGAUUGGUGGAGAUAGGAAUCCUUUCGUCGGCCAUUUAAACGCCGGAACGGAUUUCGAAAGCAUCUUAGAGAAGACUAAUGAAUAA
Molecule: messenger RNA, 666 nt
Organism: Phyllotreta striolata
Lineage: Eukaryota; Metazoa; Arthropoda; Insecta; Coleoptera; Chrysomelidae
Source: the annotation of a GenBank genome assembly